Molecule: messenger RNA, 2933 nt
Organism: Ricinus communis (castor bean)
Lineage: Eukaryota; Viridiplantae; Streptophyta; Magnoliopsida; Malpighiales; Euphorbiaceae
Product: fluoride export protein 1
Exons: 7
Coding region: 1190-2608 (472 amino acids)
Biological process (GO): fluoride transmembrane transport
Cellular component (GO): membrane
Molecular function (GO): fluoride transmembrane transporter activity
Source: RefSeq, a predicted model, not a curated record
CUUUUCUUUUCUUAUUCUGUGAUGAAACAGAAAUAUCAUCACUAGCGGAGUGAAAUGCAUCCACCAUUAAUACUAAAAUUCACUUUGAGCGAUGAUAUGGCAUCACAUGCAAGAUGCAAUCUUUUUAUACCUAAAAAUGAUUUUAGUGUUACAAUUUUACCGGGUUUUACAGAGACAGAGAGGGCAGAUAUAGAUUGGGGUAAGAGAUUAAUGAUCAUGAAGUUGUUCGUAUUCUAAAGUUUUUUGCUUUUAUUUAUUUUUAAUUGGGAAUAACCAGACCAUAAAUUUUGGGUAGGAGUCGUGUGGCUUAAUAUGAAGAAUCGACCUGAAGCCACUCAUUCACUACUACAUUGGCAGAGAUGGAUUGGUUUGAGAGUUGAGACAGUGACCAUGGCCGGCUUUAAGGCGUAAAUAUUUGCGGUCACAAAUAUUCUUGACCCGCCCUGACAGCAACUUAGAUGGUCGUGAAAUUGCGUUGCCUUCUUUCUCAGUUCUAACCUCCGUUCAUUCACGUCGUCACUUUUGUUUUUUCUUUUAUUCGUUUUUUACUAAUUGAAUCAGACACCAUUUGCCUUCUCUGGCCAAUAACAAGGUAAUAAUCAUUUACCUCGCUCCAGAUUUUGAUCCUCUCUGUCCUGCCCACCCAGUUGGUUGCUAAUCUGCUGUGAGUAUUGAACGUGAAGACAUAAUAUCUCUAAAUUGAAAAAAGGUUGCACCUUCACACGCCAGUAUGCAAUUGUACAGUUUUUCAGAGGCAAUUUGUAAUUUCGUAUUCCAGUUUAAUGACAGUCUCUAUUAGUAUUGUGCAGGAGGAAAAGAAAAAAGAAAACCUUUUUUUUUUUAUUGUUUCAAUUGUAAAACUAAUUAAUAAAUGAAUAAGCAUGUGAAAGUCAGACUAUGAGUGCCAGCCAGAGAGCCAACACACAGCCAUAAGGUAUUUGGGUUGAUCUCCAAAUUUCUGUUGCGACCUUCCGCCACAACCGCCAUUUUCAACUGCUAGAUUCUUACAUUCUCUCUCUGUGUGUUGUCUUCCCCUCUCUAAUCAGAGCCUUGCCAUCUUCCGCCCUUUCAUUGGGAAAAGUGUCUUUUGAUGCUACUUUGGUCAUUUUAAAAUCUGUCUAGCUUUUCUUUAAAUUCGAAACUGUUAAAAGCUUGCACUGGAUUCUUUUCUAACUUCCAAUCCAGGGUCAUGGAGCAUAGGAUCAAUGAGUCUGUGUUCAACCGGACUGAAUCGUUUGGUAGGACAAGUAGUAUGGGCUCUUCUCUAAGGAGGCGUUCCUUAAGUUUGUCACGCACUGUUCCCUUUCAAAUAGGUGAUGAUGCUGAAAGCGAAAAUGUUUCAGAGGCAGGUGAUAUUGGGGAUAGGGCUCUUAAUAGCAGCAGACACAGUGACAGUGGCAGCAUCCGGGUGUCUAUUGAUAGUGGUGCAUUAGAGAAUGGAGUGGUAUUUCCCAUUCAGGAGAACAAUUUUUUGCAAUCACAUGGAUUCAGGUCUCAUAGUUCUGCAGCUUUUAAUGCAUCCCCAGUGUCACCAUUGCCAGAAGAAAUCAUAUCUCCUCUUUCCACAGAUGCAAUAGUGUGCGCUAAGGAUAACCAACAAGACAAAGAGGCUGCCAUGGUGUUGCCGCCAAUAAUGGAGUAUAUAUCAUGUCUUGUUUAUCUAUCUGUUUUUGGAAUUCUUGGGGUUUUAACAAGAUAUGUAUUACAGAAACUUUUCGGCCCUAGUGUUGCUGGUGUGACAAGUGACCAUUACCCUUUAUACCUCGACCUUCCUUCCAACAUGGUUGGAUCUUUCUUGAUGGGAUGGUGGGGUGUUGUCUUCAAAGGUGAUAUAGCUAGUAUCUCUGAUUAUCUAGCCAUUGGAUUAACAACUGGUUACUUGGGAAGUCUCACAACCUUCAGUGGAUGGAAUCAAAAAAUGCUUGAUCUCAUCGUCGAAGGCCACUGGGUGUUUGCUGUGGUUGGCUUUCUCAUAGGCCUAUUCCUUGCAGCCUAUUCCAUCAAAUUUGGCAUUGGGACAGCUAAGUGUUUUAAGUCACUUCUCCAAAGAUCAAACAAAACUGAAACUAAAACUAGAAGCAACUGGAGGGUGGACAGCUGCAAGCGUCAUUUGGCAGUAAUGGCAGCUUUGGUGCUUAUGCUAGGCAUUUUAUGGAGUGUGAGUGGAACAAUGCUGAAGAAGGAGUUCAACAGUGGCAGCAGUGGGGCCCAGUUAUGGCUGGCUUGCUUAGUUGCAGCCCCAGGGGUGUGGAUCAGGUGGUUCUUGGCACGGCUCAAUGGACGUGGACUAGGAAAAGCAGGAUAUCUGAAAUGGGUUCCUUUUGGGACUCUAAUUGCCAAUGUUUCUGCAGCUUCUAUCAUGGCAGCGCUUGCUACCUUGAAGAAAGCAGUGGAUACCAAGACAUGCAAUACCAUUUCAACGGGCAUUCAGUUUGGAUUUUUAGGUUGCCUGAGUACUGUUUCAACUUUCAUUGCUGAGUACAAUGCCAUGGAAGAAAGCAAUAAAAAUUGGAGAGCUUAUGCAUAUGCUCUUGCAACAAUACUCAUGUCAUUUGGCUUGGGUGUCCUGAUAUACUCUGUACCUGUUUGGACAAGGGGAUACGAGUAGCAGGCUUUAUCGACCUUUACUGUUCUCUUCUUGGUUGCAUAUGCUGCAGAAUUUGACAUGUACUUGCUGAAGAACAGCUUACUAAUGCCGGAUUGUGGCUCUGAUGCAGAGGAGAGCUUCUCUGCAGAAUGCUGACAUUGUAAAAUGCCUGCUAGCUACUUCGUCAAAGUCUCGACAGGUUCUUAACUACAUGUAUAUAUAGUUAAGUAUAUUUAGAAAUCUCUUUUACUCAUUCAGUUUGUUUGAUCGGACUUGGAAAAUUUCAUUUCAAGUUCGAAUUUGAGAAAAUUAGACAUACUAUAAUGAUAAUUAGAAAGUUAAAUCA